Messenger RNA from Coregonus sp. 'balchen', 14023 nucleotides. NCBI's taxonomy places the organism in Eukaryota, Metazoa, Chordata, Actinopteri, Salmoniformes, Salmonidae. The record is from the annotation of a GenBank genome assembly.
AUGUCUGGUUGUGAGUGAGUGUUUGGUGGGGGAUCGCCUAAAGCUUACCGUAUGCUCCCCAGUCGAAACAGUUUGCGCAUAUACAGUUGAAGUCGGAAGUUUACAUACACUUAGGUUGGAGUCAUUAAAACUUGUUUUUCAACCACUCCACAAAUUUCUUGUUAAAAAACUAGAGUUUUGGCAAGUCUGUUAGGACAUCUACUUUGUGCAUGACACAAGUACAUUUUUCCAACAAUGGUUUACAGACAGAUUAUUUCACUUAUAAUUCACUGUAUCACAAUUUCAGUGGGUCAGAAGUUUACAUACACUAAGUUGACUGUGCCUUUAAUCAGCUUGGAAAAUUCCAGAAAAUGAUGUCAUGGCUUUAGAAGAUUCUGAUAGGCUAAUUGCCAUAAUUUGAGUCAAUUGGAGGUGUACCUGUGGAUGUAUUUCAAGGCGUACCUUCAAACUCAGUGCCUCUUUGCUUGCCAUCAUGGGAAAAUCAAGUCCGGUUCAUCCUUGGGAGCAAUUUCCAAAUGCCUGAAGGUACCACGUUCAUCUGUACAAACAAUAGUACGCAAGUAUAAACACCAUCGCACCACACAGCCGUCAUACCGCUCAGGAAGGAGACUUGUUCUGUCUCAUAGAGAUAAACGGAUUUUGGUGCGAAAAGUGCAAAUCAAGCCCAGAACUACAGCAAAGGACCUUGUGUGGUCCUCUGUAGCUCAGCUGGUAGAGCACGGCGCUUGUAACGGCAAGGUAGUGGGUUCGAUCCCCGGGACCACCCAUACGUAAAAAUAUAUGCACGCAUGACUGUAAGUCGCUUUGGAUAAAAGCGUCUGCUAAAUGGCAUAUUAUUAUUAUUAUUAUUAUUAUUAUUAUUAUAAGAUGCUGGAGGAAACAGGUACAAAAUGAUCUAUAUCCACAGUAAAACAAGUCCUAUAUCGACAUAACCUGAAAGGCCGCACAGCAAGGAAGAAGCCACUGCUCCAAAACCGCCAUAAAAAAGCCAGACUACGGUUUGCAACUGCACAUGGGGACAAAGAUCGUACUUUUUGGAGAAAUGUCCUCUGGUCUGAUGAAACAAAAAUAGAACUGAGGAAAAAGGGGGUGCCUUGCAAGCCAAAGAACCGUGAAGCACGGGGGUGGCAGCAUCAUGCUGUGGGGGUGCUUUGCUGCAGGAGGGACUGGCAUCUUGAGGAAGGAAAAUUAUGUGGAUAUAUUGAAGCAACAUCUCAAGACAUCAGUCAGGAAGUUAAAGCUUGGUCGCAAAUGGGUCUUCCAAAUGGACAACGACCCCAAGUAUACGUCCAAAGUUGUGUCAAAAUAGCUUAAGGACAACAAAGUGAAGGUAUUGGAGUGGCCAUCACAAAGCCCUGACCUCAAUCCUAUAGAAAAUGUGUGGGCAGAACUGAAAAAGUGUGUGUGAGCAAGGAGGCCUACAAACCUGACUCAGUUACACCAGCUCUGUCAGGAGGAAUGGGCCAAAAUUCACCCAACUCAUUGUGGGAAGCUUGUGGAAGGCUUCCAGAAACAUUUGACCCAAGUUAAACAAUUUAAAGGCAAUGCUACCAAAUACUAAUUGAGUGUAUGUAAACUUCUGACACACUGGGAAUGUGAUGAAAGAAAUAAAGUCUGAAAUCAAUCAUUCUCUCUACUAUUAUUCUGACAUUUCACAUUCUUAAAAUAAAGUGGUUGUCACGCUCUGGCUCCGGGACUUUGUAUUAUUGAGCCAGGGUGUGUUCAUUUUUGUUGUGUUUGGGGAUUAGUUGGGUUGUUAUUGGUUGUUUCAUUGUUUGGUCCGUUGACUCCCAAUCGGAGGUAACGAGUGUCAGCUGUCGGCUCGUUAUCUCUGAUUGGGAGCCAUAUUUAAACUGUGUGUUUUCACCUUGUGUUUGUGGGUUUUUGUUCUAUGUUCAGUCGUUGUCACUGAGGACUUCAUGAUCGUGUUUUGUUUUGUAUUCUCGUGUAGUUCAUUAAAGUCAAUAUGUUCGCUACCAACGCUGCGCUUUGGUCCUAUUUCAUAGAGGAUCGUGACAGUGGUGAUCCUAUCUGACCUAAGACAGGGAAUUUUUACUAGGAUUAAAAGUCAGGAAUUGUUAAAAACUGAGUUUAAAUGUAUUUGGCUAAGGUGUAUGUAAACUUCCGACUUCAACUGUAUUAUGACACAUUUUUGUGACAUUUCUGUGCGUUUUGGUCUUCUGCAAGGUUUUUCGGCUUUCUUGAGGCAAGUUGAAGUUCGGUAUCCUAAGUCUACUCCCCUCUGUUGGUUGAUAGGUCAACAGUAGGAGUGGAAACUAUGUACGGGAUUCUUCAAUUAAGUGUUUUUUUGUCAUUCAACGAGAGACAACUAGUUUUCAUGCAAAUGUUUUCACUUUAGAAAUGCUGCACCGAACAUCUUAGUUAGAUGUCAAAUUGUGCGAAAAGACCUCCUUGGCAAAAAAGCCUAUUAUUUGGCAGGGAAUACUAUUUGUAGAUCAGUGAUUCUACACCUCACUUUGAUCAAGCUAGUCCUCUCCAACGGACUCUAAAAAUUGGUCAAUUAGGGGAAGUUUAAGGGGAGUCAGUGAAACCAACCCUGGAAGUAUAUUGUGGCGAAUUCGGGGGGGAGCAGCGACCGCCCCUCAUGAAAAGGUACUACUGAAUUACUACUCAUCACUACUACACAAUAUCUACAUAAAACCUACAGGUUUACCACUUGAUUGCUAUUGAGAUGUGUAGUAAAUUAAGAAGUAAUGAGUGAUAAAUUGGGACUUUUCACUUCUGGUGAACACUACUUAUUUCCUAUACAAAUCACUAUAUAAUUAUCCCUUAAUGACUACUGUGUAACUACUGAGCUUUUGGGUACCUACUACUUAAAACCUACACACAUGUUGUCUAGUACUGUCUUUUUGCGAGCUAGGACCAUCUACUUUAAGUUCUGCCUGUCUUCCGAGCAUCCUACUUGGUGUGUGAACUGCUGACUGCUCAUAACUUGCAGUUGAUUGUUGACACAUCAACCAGGACUAAGUGGCAAGGUAAUUUGUGACAGUUGUGGUUUUGGUAAUCAGUGUCAGCGGCGGUCUCGUCGUCAAAACUAAGACCGUCGCCGGAAACAAAGGCGGUUCUGACAAGUUAUUAGAGGAAGGAAAGAGAGAAAGUCUCCACACCACUCUAUUACCUUAGUAUUUUACCUAGUUAUUUUCAGAUUAUCUCAUUUAUCUCUUUUGUAGUUUUGGCAACUAUGUGUGUGUUUUCUAUCCCAGUUUGCUCCACUCCCUGUAGGCUUUACAGACGCUCCCCACCCCUUGGCAGCAACCCUUCUAAUUUAGUGUACCCUGCGCGCACAACCCAUGUGGAAUUCCUGGUCUCCGGCAGCAUUUGGAACUGCCGAUCUGCGGUCAAGAAUACAGAGUUCAUCUCAGCCUAUGGUGCCCUUCAGUCCCUACACAUUUUGGACCUGACAGAGACAUGGAUCACCCCAGAGAACACUGCUGCUCUCUCUUCAUCUGACUACGUUUUUUCUCAUAGUCCGAGAGCAUCUGGUCAUCGCGGUGGUGGCACAGGGCUGCUCAUUUCUCCUAAGUGGAGAUUUUCUAUUUUCUCCCUCACUCACCUGUCCAUCUCCUGAUUUGAAUUCCAUGCUGUCACUCCAAGCUUGUCCACUCAAGCUUAACAUUAUUGUAAUCUAUCGCAAACCAGGUGCCCUUAGAGAGUUCCUCAAUGAGCUUGACACCUUGAUAAGAUAAUUUCCUGACGAUGGCUCACCGCUCUUCAUACUGGGCGACUUCAACCUCUCGAUGUCUGCCUUCGAUUCAUAUUCUUUCCAACUCUUUCUUUCCCCUCCUUGCCUCUUUUGACCACACACUUUCCCAGUCCCCUCCCACUCACAAGGCAGACAAUACGCUUGACCUCGUCUUUACUAGAGGCUGUUCGCCUACUAAUCUCACAGCAACCCCCCUCCAGGUCUCUGAUCACUACUUUGUUUCCUUUUCUGUUAACCAUGUGGUCAUGCGCCGUCGCAAUCUCUCUCUCUCCCACUACUCUCUCCUCUUCUAUCCUAUCAUCUCUCCAUUCUGUCUCCUGAUUCUGCGUCUUCGACCCUACUAUCCUCCCUUUCCGCAUCCUAUGACCCCCAUUGUCUCCUUUCCUCCCGGCCGGCUCAGCCCCGCGACUCAUUGCGAGCUUACAGAACAGGGCUGCGGGCAGCUGAGCGAAAAUGGCGGAAAACUAAAUUUCCGGAAGACAUAUCAUCCUUUAACUCCCUCCUCUCUACUUUCUCUUCCUCUGUAUCCACUGCUAAAGCCACUUUCUAUCCUGGCAAGUAGCCUAGUGGUUAAGAGUGUUGGGCCAGUAACUGAAAUGUUGCUGGUUUGAAUCCCCGAGCCAACUAGGUGAAAAAUCUGUUUACGUGCCCUUAAGCAAGCCACUUAACCCUAGUUGCUCUGGAUAAGAGUGUUUGCUAAAUGAAUAAAAUGCAACAAAAAAAGGUCUGUAUCCACUGCUAAAGCCACUUUCUAUCACUCUACAUUUCCAGCUUCUGCCUUUGACCCUAGGAAACUCUUUUCCACUAUCCUCCCUCCUUAAUCCUCCACCCCCUCCCUCCUCCCUCUCUGUGGACGACUUUGUCAACCACUUUGAAAAGAAGGUUGACGACAUUCACUCAGCCUAUUAAAUCCACUGGUCCCACUCACAGAGAACUACCCUACACCUUGACCUCUUUUUCCCCUCUCUCUCCAGAUGAAAUCUUGCGACUAGUGAGAUCGGGCGGCCCGAGAACCAAUUCCCUCCUAUCUUCUCCAGUCCACCUCUGGAGACCUCCCAUUCCUCACUUCCCUCAUCAACACAACCUUAACCAUUGGCUGCAUCCCCUCUUACUUCAAAAUGGCCCGAGUCGCUCCCCUCUUUUCUUUCCAAAACACUUGACCGUGCUGUCUCUGACCAACUCUCUCGCUAUCUUUCUCAGAGCGAUCUUCUUGACUCUAACCAGUCAGGCUUCAAGACGAGUCAAUCAACCGAGACUGCUCUUCUCUGUGUAACGGAGGCUCUCCGCACUGCCAAAGUUGACUCUAUCUCCUCUGUUCUCUUCCUCCUAGAUCUAUCCGUUGCCUUCGACACCGUGAACUAUCAGAUCCUCCUCUCCACCCUCUCAGGGCUGGGCAUCUCAGGCUCUGCACACUCUUGGAUUGCAUCCUACCUGGCAGGCCACUCCUACCAGGUGAUGUGGAGAGGAUCUGUGUCUGCACCACAUACUCUCACUACUGGUGUCCCUAAGGCCUCGGUUCUAGGCCCUCUCCUCUUCUCUCUAUACAACAAGUAACUCAGUUCCGUCAUAUCCUCACAUGAUCUGUCCUAUCAUUGCUAUGCGGAUGACACUCAACUACUUUUCUCCUUCCACCGUUCUGACACCCACAUGGUGACACAGAUCUCUGCAUGCCUGGCAGAUAUUUCAGCUUGGAUGUCUGCCCACCACCUCAACCUCGACAAUACGGAGCAGCUCUUCCUCCCGGUGAAAGCCUGCCCGCUACAAGACCUCGCCAUCAUGGUUGACAACUCCACGGCGUCCCUCUCCCAGAGUGCAAAGAACCUUGGCGUUACACUGGACAACACCCUGUCGUUCUCUGCAAACAUCUAAGCAGUGACUCGCUCCUGCAGGUUCAUACUCUAAAACAUCCAUAGAGUAUGACCCUACCUCACACAGGAAGCUGCGCAGGUCUUAAUCCAGGCACUUGUGCCAUCAAACCCCGGCAACUUAUCCAGAAUGCUGCAGCCCGCCUGGUGUUCAACCUUCUCAAAUUCUCCCAUGUCACCCCAUUCCUCCACACACUCCACUGGCUUCCAGUCGAAGCUCGCAUCCACUACAAGACCAUCGUACUUGCCUACAGAGCAGCAAGCAGAACUGUCCCUCCCUUCAGGCUUUGCUCAAUCCCUAAACCCCAACCUGAGUACUCCAUUCUGCCACCUCUGGUCUCGUGACCCUCCCACCCCUACGGGAGGGCAGCUCCCGAUCAGCCCAGUCCAAGCUCUGCCCUGGCACCCCAAUGGUGGAACCAGCUUCCCCCUGAAGCUAGGACAGCAGAGUCCCUGCCCAUUUCCCCAAAACAUCUGACACCAUACCUCUUCAAAGAGUAUCUUAAAUAAUUUCAAUUUACAUAGGCUUUCUAGGGCAGAUCAGGGCUUUUGGCACCGCUAGGUUGCUACAAGCAGAACUCGUGACUUCACGCUCGAGAUCGGACACUGGGGGCCUGUUUUCAACACACCAACACAAUACAUGUAUUUGAUUGUUCCAUCGUUACCAUUGCACCAUGAGGUGGCCUAGGCAGAGCGCUCCUGUACAUUUGGUAAAAAUUUAAUACUUUUUAAGUGUUAUUUGUUUAUCUUUUUACUUAAUUUUAUGUGUAGAUUAAGUCUUGAUUGCAGCUAUUUGUUUCCUGCCUGUGAAUUUAUGACAAAUCAGCUUUCUCAAGAUAGCUAGGUAGCGAUACUACCAGGCUGGCUAGCUAAUGUUGUAUUUUGAUUUGAAUAUCCCCCAGCCUAUUUUUUGUUGUUUCUAUGGUCUCCUGACCCAAUGAGGAGGACUUAUGCAUGGCAAGCUGGCAGUGAUGUCUUCUUCACUCGGGAAGUUUCCUCCGAAGUAAGUUAUGAGUGGGAUGCCAUCAUAAUAUCCUGAGUGAGUGGAGACUGGAGAGCUCAAAAACAAACUUCUCGUUUUACGCUACAAGACCUGAGAGUCAACUGCUACGGAGAAGAGGCAGUCAGAUGGCGGGGACGGCAAGGUGAGACACCUUCAAUGGAGAGUGAACUGUGCUGCCUGCCUACCUUCGGAGGACCUGCUCAUCUCCCCCUGUUGACCUCUCUCUGCUCAAGCCUCGUGGUUCCAUUUUGACUGUAGUGCCAUCUGUGGAUGCUUGAAACGCUCAAAACUUUCAACACUGUUUGAAAAUUGUAGUCCAGACCUACUUUACCCUAUAGCUGUUUUAUUUUAUUCUGGUUUGUUUAGCUUUUUCCAGCGCUUCAAAAAAAAUGUGUAAUGAAAAGCACUAUAGAAGUUUAAUAAAUUAUUAUUUAUUAUUAUGUAAAUCUACAGUUUGGGAAACACUGCCUUAAACUGCCCCUAAUUGACCCCAAAUUUUUUGGGAGAGGAUCAGCUUGAGAAAAGUGAGGUGAAGAAUCACUCCUCUACAAAUAGUAUUCCUUUCCAAAUAAUUUGUGCAAUUAAGAUUCGUAAAGCUACACCUUCACUGGCUUAGGCGAUCCCCCCACCAAACACUCAUGCACAAUCAGAUAUUCAUUGAUUGAUUGGAGACAGCUUGUGUCAAUUAAAUAACAUUUCCUAGGAUUUUAUACCUGUAGCAAACCUAGUGGAGAAUGAUGGAAAUACAACAACAAAAAAAUUAAAAUAAUAACAACUAGGGUGUAGUCAUUACUCAGAUUCAGGUAGGUCCCUCCCUGUUUGCUGAACCUGUCCAAUAGAUACGCUAGUUUUCGUUGCAAAAAGGAACGUUUUGCAACUGUUUGGAGUAAUGAUUACACCCCUGGCCCUAACUAUAACACACAGGGAAACAGGUUGUAACAGUUUCCCUUAAGAAUGUGGUAUACUUUGCAUUGUAUCAGAAUAUCCUUCUAUAAAGCAACAUCCUCUUCACAAGUCAUGUGUUGGGAUGGAGAUCUGUAGUGUGGUAACCUAUGUAGCAAGCAUCAGUGUAAAGGGGUGUUCUGACAUUUCCUGGUUUCAUAAAAGUUUUGCAAGGCUGGAUCCAUCUAACUCUAUGAAAUGUGACAAUGGUGCAACCAAGUACUUUUGCAUGGCACUGUGUAACCCAUAGGCAAUAUGAUGUAUUAAAAAACAAGGUGUGCGUGUGAUAGGCGGGGAGGACGGGGUCUUAAUAAGGUCUGGUACAGAAUAAAUUGAAAAGUAUCGAACACAUUUCCUCACUGUUCCACAGGCCCUCUUCCAGCCCCCUCCCUCUCUUUCCACCGCUCCAGUUCUGGCCGCAACAUCGAACUUUUCUCAGACGUGGAGCUGAUAUGCACUCUUCCGAUAAAUGUUCGCUUUCCAGUAACUGUCUCUUUUGGCUGGGACAACCAAUCCCUCUCUGCGAUAGAUUCCCUCACUAUACAAUCCAGAGACAAUGUCAGGUUCACCACGAAAGCCAUUGCAGCCAAUGAGGGGAUCUACGUAUGCUGGUACAAUGCCACCAGUACUGGAGACGUGUCGGGAACAAGCAAUCCAGCCAACCUCACCAUCUGUAAGUGUGUCGUAAUGUCUCUAACUCUCUUAUUACAGAUCAUCAUGUAAUGUUUAACAGAUGCCCCUCUUCACUUAAAAAAAAUUAAAAUAUAUAACAGAUAUACAACUUCCUCUCGGAUAAUGGCUGAACUAUGCAUCUUUUAGCCUCCCCAAGAGGCUAAAAUAUAUUGCGACGAAUACAACAGGUGUAGACCUUACUUACAAGACCUUAACCAACAUUGCAGUUCAAGAAAUAGGGUUAAGAAAAUAUUUACUAAAUAAACUAAAGUAAAAAAGACAAUAAAAAGUAACACAAUAAAAUAACGAGGCUAUAUAAAGGGGGUACCGGUACCGAGUCAAUGUGAGGGGGUACAGGUUAGUCGAGAUAAUUUGUACAUGUAGGUAGGGGUAAAGUGGCUAUGCAUAGAUAAUAAACAGUGAGUAGCAGCAGUGUAAAACCAUCUCUAACCAAUCAGAGUAUCUAAGCCAAUGACACAUUUUCAAACUGCCGCUUUACCCACGUGUGUUCUGGCUUUGGCCCAACCCAUCGGUUUCUGGACCAAUCAGACGGCCCCAAAUGUGUUCGCAUUUGGGGAAGGGUCAGGGGGUGUACUCAGAUCCGGACUCAUCGCGGAGAAGAAACUAAUGCUGUGGGCGUGGCGUAGCAUUUGGCCGGAGCAAGGAGUCAGGGUAGCCAGGCAAAAAAUUACUUGGUUGCAACGAAAAAACAGCGGAAUAAAACUAGCAGGCCAGCUGAUCUGAUGCUGUUAUGGUGUCAAGCUUGAUACAAGACAGCGGAAAUAUUCAUUGUCUGUAUUCACUACUGCUGCAGAAUUAGUCCUACACCAUGAUUUUUGCCAUACAUAAAAUGUGUAAGGUAUGGCUCAUUGUCAUUCAGUUGUAGGGCUAUGGAAUGACUGUCAAAUAGAUACAUCGCCGUUAGUCUGCUCAAAUAUCAAGAUUAAAAUGGUCCGAUGAUGAUACCUACCAGAGGGCAAAAUUGUCUUGAAAAAUGUUGGUUGCAAAUAGGACUAAAAGACAGAGGAAGAUGUGAAGCGAGAGGGUUUACUCCACCCAAAAGCUGUCCAUGUUAAGCAGAUCAUUAAUCAUUAAGCUAGUGGGGAGUUUUCGUAUGGGGGGCAAUGAGAGAAUGUCGAAUUUAGUCAAUAAAAAAAAUGAAUUGCUAUUUUGAAACGUCAGGCUUAUUUGAUCUAGUAGAAGUUUCGUAAUGCUUAGGUUGUUACGAGUGUACUGAUAUUCACUCACCGGACAGUUUAUUAGGUACAAUCUAGUACCGGGUCGGACCCAGAACAGCCUGAAUUAUUUGGGGCAUUCUACAAGGUGUCGGAAAUGUUCCACAGGGAUGUUGGUCCAUGCUGACACAAUGGUAUUACGCAGUUGCUGCAGAUUGGACGGCAGUACAUUCAUGCUGCAAACAACCCAUUCAACCCCAUCCCAAAUAUGCUCUAUUGGGUUGAGGUCUGGGGACUGCUCUGGCCACUCAAAUAAACUGAUCUUGCUGUCAUGUUCUAGGCAAUGUUUUUCCUCUCCUCAAUUGUCCAGUGUUCGUGAUCGUGUGCCCACUGGAGCCGCUUCUUCUUGUUUUUAGCUGAUAAGAGUGGAACCCGGUGUAGUCAUCUGCUGCAAUAGCCCAUUCCGUCAAGGAUCAACGAGUUGUGUGUUCCGAGCUGUCGUUCUGCACAACACUGUUGUACUGCACCGUUAUUUGUCUGUUUGUGGCCCGCCCGUUAGCUUGCACGAUUCUUGCCAUUCUCCUUCGACCUUUCUCAUCAACAAGCUGUUUUCCAGGACUGCCUCUGACUGGAUGUUUUUUGUUUGUCGCACCAUUCUCGGUAAACCCUAGACACUGUCAUGUGUGAAAAGCCCAGGCGGGUGGCCGUUUCUGAGAUACUGGGUCUGGUGUGCCUGGCACCGACAAUCAUACCAUGCUCAAAGUUGCUUAGAUCACUUGUUUUGCCCAUUUUAACGUUCAAUCGAACAGUAACUGAAUGCCUCGAUGCCUGUCUGCCUGCUUUAUAUAGCAAGCCACGUGACUCACUUUCUGUAGGAGCGAUCCGUUUUCGUGAACGGGGUGGUGUGCCUAAUAAACUGGCCGUUGAGUGUAAGUGUGAUGCACGUGACAUCCCGGCAACUUUGAGAAAAAGCACUUUAUAUCGGAAUUCGAGACUGUGCAUAUUUAUGAGACAAGCAUCUCACUCUCCAUUGAAUACAGGCGGUUGACGUCAACACCCUUUGAAUAUUCAAAAAAGUAUUAAAAUAACGAGAUGUAUCCACCAAUCCAAAGAAAGGAAUAGACUGGGGCAGCCAGCCGUUCCACUCUGUGGACAACAAACCCUAUUGUUAGGCCAGAGGCACAAGCUUCUCGUCAUUAUAUCCAGUGUCCCUGAUGAACAAUAACACCGACGUCCGUGUUAAGGCACUUAUAGACGGGCCGCGGUAACUGGCGAAGGUCUCAUAGACUUAAUGGGAGUAGGAAGUCAGGCAGCAAAACGCAAGUAGUUUUGCAAGCGGCACAGUUCAGGGUGCUCGCACCCGUGAGCGGCACUGCUGGAUCGGUGCUCGGGGCGCCAAAAGAUGAAAUUAGCUGAAGUCUUGUGCGGCCGAUGCACAUCGUUGACCAAUGAGCAGAAUUCAUCAACCAAUCAAACAAUGUUUUAAUGACAGCAUUCGAGCUGACAACAACCAGGACCGCUGGUCUCUACACACGGUAGGCAGAUUUUCUCACGGUUCAAUUGCCGUUGACCGUGGCCCGUCUGCAAGCACCUUUAUCGGGCGGUAAAUUGGUGGUGGAUAAUGGUUGCAAUUGAGAUCAGCUGUGCGGGUGAUUUUACCUCGUAUUGAUGGUUUAACGAGAGAUCAGUUGGCAAUAAUCUAGUGGCCAUCAGGGGUUGUCGCAAUACGGCUUGAAUCGAUCCCUAAGUCAUUAUGAUUACUGAAACCUACAAAGGAACAAAUAGCCAAGAGAUGAAGACUUAAAGAGAGAACUGUCCAUCAAUAAAUGUAUGACAUUCACUGUCCUAUCUCUCUCACCCUCUUAUCUCUCUCCAUCUGUCCUCUCCACUCGAACAGCCUCUCUCCCAGCGCCGAAGUUGGUUGUGCCCGCCUUCAUACCCAUUGGAGGAAACUACACCGUGAACUGCCAAACUACCACCCACUUCCCCAACAGAACCCUGGCCCUUUACUACAGAGAGCUGCCUGUUACUGUGGGAAAUGAGAUCUUUAAGCUUAGGGGGUUAGCGGCCCUGCUUGACAUCCACGAUUCCAUAACACUGAGCAGGUGGCUAGUGGACGGCACAGAAACCUUUGAGUUUGUCUGCAGACUGGAGAUUGUGGACUUCAACCAGCAUAUUUACCUCUCUCCUCCCUCCAGUCCCCUCCCAGCUAUUGCAGGUCAGUGUAUGAGCUCAGGAAGAGAUAAUAGUCAAUUGGCCUACAGUAAUGAUGCUGUGUUGUACUGUAAUGUAACGUAAUGUGUUGGCAGUCUGCAGGCACUGAAUAUGACCAGAGUCCAGUAAAAAGCAUGAGCUGACGCACACCCAAAAACUGUUUGUAGAGGUGUUAACUAAAGGAGAGUAAACUGUAUAAAAAUACGAAAGAAAGUCGACACCUGUAUAUUUAAUAGGUAAACAAAUGUUUUGGCACUCAGUGCCCUCUUCAAGAAGGCACUGUGAGUCGAAACGUUGGUUUAUCUAGUAAAUUGUUGUGAGCAAACAGUAUAUGCAUGUGACUUUUCUUCUUUAUUUUUUAUACUGUAUAUGACCAGAUUAAAAUGACUAACUAAAAAGUAACCUGUUGAAUAUGUAAUAUGUCCUCUGACCCUCCACCCUGCUUCUCACAGAGGAGGCCCCUAUCCGUCUUGUGCCCCAGUAUCAGGGCUCCGAGUGUCUGGGACAACUGGAGGUGCAGGUCAGAGGCAGCUGGGGCCCUGUGUGCCAAGACAGAGUUUCUGUCCAACAGUUAGAAAGCUGGAACCGGGCAAUGGGUAGCGUGGUUUGUCGAGAGCUGGGCUGUGGGACACUAUUUUCCGUCUCGACGAAGCAAGACUACAACCGUAAGGUUGAUGACUUCUCCAUGGGGUCCAUAUUGUGCAGAGGAAGCGAGGGACGACUCAGGGAGUGUCAGAUUGAUGAGGUGCAGCCCCUUUGUAGCUUUAGGAAGGGGGUGAAAAUGGUUUGCUCAGGUGGGUAGAGUGCAUUCUUCAUCAAGUUGUGUUGGUUGGUGUUAAUGCUGUACUACUCUUUAACAGGUUGUUGGUUAUUAAAUUGCCAUCAGGGCAGGGUUUUUCCCAAUCCUGGUCCUGGGGACCCAAAGGUCUGCACAUGUUUGUUGAUAGCCCAGCACUAACUCAGCGGAUUCAACUUAAAAACUACUCAUCGAGCUUUUGAUAAGUUGAAUCAGGUGUGUUAUUGUUGGUUUUGAAUCCAACCCUUUGGGUCCGCAGGAUUGGGAAACACUCUGUAAGGGUGUUACCUAAUAUUUUGUGACACUGUUUUGACCAGAUACUUGUAUUUUGAAGAUUUGUUGCUUUUUAUAUUUUGAAUGGAUUUUUCUCACAGUAAGAGCCUAAGGUCUUGUUUUCUGUACUAUUUUUCCAAUCUCAAAUCCUCUCCCUCUGCCUGUAGAUGCUCUGCCAACUCCCAAGAUCUCAGUCACAGGCUACAGAGAGGUAUCUAGAGUCGACAUCAGUGAUGAGCACUCGUUGGAAUUGUCCUGCAUGUUCAAUGCCCCUUGGUUUGGUACGGAAAAGGUAAUACUGUAGCUCCUUACAAUACUGCCCUACAGUAACUUCGCUAACAGUGAAACUGAGAAAAAUGGCUUCAAAGUUGUUUUGCUAGCCAGCCAAAUAUGUUGUAGGUAGAUAAGUGAUAAUGCAUUGAUGUAUCAUCCUAUUAUGAAGUAAUUCUUAUGCAUAUCAACCAUGCCCACUGAUCUGACCUAUGAACCCUAAAAUGCUACUGGGUGUAUGCAAGUACUGUCUAUGUCAACAACAUUUCCAUUGGUGAUGUUUCUUCACAUAAUUUUCCUCAGCUUUCCAUGUACUUGACGAGGGUCUCCACAGAGUCGUACAUUAACAUAAUCGACAAUGAGCCAAUCGCCUCAGGGGAGGAGUUGAGGACCAUGCUUCAUGCCCCUGUCAUAUCAGGGGAGUAUGCCUGUAGAAUUAUAAGGUCUGAACAGACUGGGUCCUCAGUGAGGAUCUUCGUGAGCAGUGAGUACCUAUGUUUUCUUGCUUUACUAAAAGCAACUCCAUCUAUAUAUAGGUAAUCACAGUAUGUCUGCCUCUCCCCUCCUCUGUACUGUAAUCGAGUACUACAGUGCAAUCCACAUAAUGACUGUGUCUGAAUGAUCUUACACUCCAUACCCAAUGCUCGCAGUUCACUGUAACUGUUGUGUUCUCUCUUCCCUUUCAACAGAAUGGCACAAACCAAAUGUUGGACUCAUCAUCACAGCUCUCCUCACAGCCGUAUCUGGAGUGGCCAUAUUAGUGUAUAUGUGUGUCUAUCGUGUCCAGAAGGGGGAGACAACAAAUGCUGUCACUUCUCAGGGGGUGUCCACAGCUGGCCCAGAGGCACCAGGAAUGGAGGGAGUGUCCAGAAACAUGCAGGAAGCUCUCUCCGAAAACCUCCAUACAACCCCUGUGCAGUAGAUCGUUUUUGUGUAUUUACAAUUCAAUUAAAUGUAUGGACCUGUCUGAAACUUCACCCUAAACCCUAUAUAGUGCCCUACUUUCUACCAGUCAUGUGACUAUGGUGAAUAUGUUGUGCACAAUAAAGGGACCCACUAGGCACAGACUGGUUGAAUCAAUGUUGUUUC